Messenger RNA from Actinia tenebrosa (Australian red waratah sea anemone), 3205 nucleotides. RefSeq names its product NADPH oxidase 2. NCBI's taxonomy places the organism in Eukaryota, Metazoa, Cnidaria, Anthozoa, Actiniaria, Actiniidae. The record is from RefSeq and is a predicted model, not a curated record. Gene Ontology annotation, biological process: superoxide anion generation; defense response. Gene Ontology annotation, cellular component: plasma membrane; NADPH oxidase complex. Gene Ontology annotation, molecular function: superoxide-generating NAD(P)H oxidase activity.
GCUUUCAGGUCCUUUCACAUACCAUGUUUCGAAAAAUUGGUGUUGAUGGUUUUAACAGCCGCCAUCUUGAAUGAAUUUUGUUGCAUCAACCAACAUGGCCGCCGUGUCAUUCUCUUGGGGAUGAUUGAAAACCUGCAAUACAGUAUAUUGUUCAAGGUGUCCUUUACAAGAUAGGUGACAUUUUCAAAUAGUUUUCUCUUCAAACGAGGCUAAAUGAGUCCAAGCUAGUCAAGGUCAUUAAGCGGUAUUUUCAACUUGACUUGCCUUCAAGCGAGAAACAGCUUUCCUUAUUAAGUAGCCUGUUUCGAAAACAAUUACGUUCUAUGUAAUUAUUUUUACCAUGAAAAAGACUGAAUCCUAUUGUCUUUAUUAUAACCAUUGUUAAUCGCUCCAAUUCUGGAAUGCUGUUAAUGAAUAACACUCUAUAGGCUAUAAACAAAACAAUCAGCUGAAAUUAAAGUUUAACCGCUUAUUUGACUUGAGAUUCCUGGCUGUGCUUGUGCUUCAGCACACUCUGGCAUCCUUUCAAACGAAGACUGAACUGACCAAGUUUAAGUAUAUUAGUAUUUUGUGCUGUUAUUCAUGGCUAGGAUAUCAAACGACGUCCUUAAAGAUGUGGUUCUCAUCAUCUGGAUGGCCAUAAAUAUCUACCUGUUUGUAGAUACGUAUUACAAGCUGUCCACUACGAAAGAGAAUGUCUACCUCAACAAACUUGUUAAGUUUGGCCUGGCAUUGGCACGUGCACCUGCUGCUGUACUAAACUUCAACUGUAUGUUGAUUCUACUAACCAUGUGUAGGAAUCUACUGUCCUUCAUCCGAGGCACGUGUAAGUGCAGCAGGAGCUUCCUUCGUUUGCUGGAUAAGAACGUUACUUUUCACAAGUACAUCGCAUAUAUGAUCUGUCUACAAACAGUCAUUCACUGUGUGGCACACAUCUUCAAUGUCGAGUUUCUCAUAUUAGCGUGGAACAAAGGCGGAAUAUACAGCAAGCUUUCUCAGCUAGAGGACAUUGGAAACGAGACUUACAUCAACCCAAUUAGAGAUCCAAACGCUGACCCCAUAGCAGUUUUAUUUACACUUGCUUCUGGUGUGACUGGUGCUGUCAUAACUUUGGCUCUGAUACUCAUGAUCUCAUCUUCCACUGAACUAAUAAGGCGUUCAUACUUCGAAGUUUUCUGGUACAAUCACCAUUGUUUUGUAUUAUUCUACAUUGGGCUCGUUCUUCAUGGUGUACAAGGUGUGAUAAGAUACCAGUCUAAUGUAGACAAACACGAUCCAGACAUCUGUGGCAAGAAUCUUACCUUAUGGUACCGUCAGGAACCCUGCCUUGAGCCUCCUAAGUUUGUAACCUUUGGAAUGAACACUUGGCGUUGGGUAAUUGGACCAAUGUUCCUAUACCUGAUCGAGAGGUCCAUACGUUUUUAUCGCUCAAAACAGCCUAUUCGUGUCAUGGAGGUCGUUAAACACCCUUCCAAUGUAAUUGAGAUUAAAAUGCAAAAGAAAGGGUUCACCCAAGAAGCAGGACAGUACAUAUUUCUUCAGUGUCCAGCAAUAUCUAGACUGGAAUGGCAUCCAUUUACUUUGACAUCGGCCCCGGAGGAAGAUAGUUUUUCCGUUCAUAUUCGCCUGGUGGGAGACUGGACUAAUGCACUUGCCAAGUUAUGUGGCUACGAAGGUAAAGAGUUGAGGCACGUCAGAGAAAUGCCGAGGCUUGCCCUAGAUGGUCCAUUUGGGACAGCCAGCACAGAUGUAUUCAAAUAUUCAGUGUGCAUGUUGAUCGGUGCUGGGAUCGGAGUAACACCAUUUGCUUCUGUUCUUAAGUCUAUAUGGUAUCGUCAUAACAAGGAAGACCCGGAUCUUUUUGUCAAGAAAGUGUAUUUCUUCUGGAUUUGUCCCGAUACUAACGCCUUUGAAUGGUUUACUGAUCUGCUCAAAAGUCUAGAAGACCAGAUGAACGAAUGCAACAAUGCAGAUUUUCUGGAGUACAAUAUCUUCCUGACCAGAGGAUGGGGACCCAACAUGGCACGUGAUCUUUAUCUUCGUGAAGACGAGGCUGUGGACCCAAUUACUCAUCUCAAACAAAAGACACGGUAUGGUCGACCAGAAUGGAACAAGAUAUUUGAAGGCGUUGCCAACAAACACCCAAAAACAAAUGUGGGUGUAUUUUUCUGUGGUCCUGCUGGCUUGUCCCAUACCCUACACAAGAUGGCCAACUCACACAGCGACAUCACCUCUGGAGUAAAAUUCCUGUACAACAAGGAGAACUUUUGAGCAUGCGCAGUAGUAAAUGUCUCGGUGUUGGGAAGCAAUCAAAGUGUUGGGAAAGCCUUUAAAGUGAUGGGAAGCCAUUAGCUGUAACAUAUCUCGAGGAAGCCAUAGAAGUCAUAGGAAAGGCAUCAAUGUAUUGGAAAGCAAUCAAAGUGCGAAGAAAUUAUCAAGGUGUUGAAACCAUCGUGCUUGAAGGCAUCAAAGAGUUCGAAAUUAAAGCCAUUAAUGUGCUGUCAAAUUGGCAAGCCCUCGAAGUGCUGGGAAGCCAUUAUCACAUUUUUGGGGAACCAUCAAAGUGCAGGGAAGCCAUUAAAGUCAUAGGGAACCAUUUAUGUGUCAGGGUAGCUGUAAAGAUGUUUAAAAAGCUAAAACAAUAGCAGGUUAUUACUUGAAAUAUUAAAAAAAAAAAAAAAAUUAGUAAAUUAGUAAUCUUUGCGAACUAUAAGUGGAAUGAGAACCAUGAAAUCGUCGUUGGAGGCAUUUCACUAUUUACUUUCCAGAACGCAUUACGCGCCUCUCCUUCCGUUUCCUUGACAACCUAUUGGAUUAUCAAUAAAUCAGAUGAUGAUAAAGAAGAAAAAUGGAUUUCUAGUAAAUGACAUAGUUAGUCAUUAUACUUUGCCGCGCGGCCCUUACAUCUGACACCAUAUCUUUUACUUAACUAACAAACACUACGAACUUAAUGUUAUAAGUCGGUCUUUCCUCUUCAAUGGUUCGUGAAUAAAACGGACGAUCUUUUUGCAUUAAGAGGGAUUACGACUCUAUCUAUGUAACGAUGCAAACGUUUGAAAAUGACAGAAUGCUACUUUGGGUGCAUCAAUGGGGAAUAUUUUUUAUGCAUUUUCAAUUCAUCCUAUUCCGUAUGGUGUUUGUACUGAUCUUAAGGCUUUCAGUAUAUGUAAAUAAUGUUCGAUUAAACACAAACGUUUUAUAUAAA